This is a messenger RNA of Metschnikowia bicuspidata var. bicuspidata NRRL YB-4993, 1380 nucleotides long. RefSeq names its product Hpd1p (gene HPD1). The record is from RefSeq and is a predicted model, not a curated record. Gene Ontology annotation, molecular function: NADP binding; NAD binding; 3-hydroxyisobutyrate dehydrogenase activity. The coding region runs from base 154 to 1266 and encodes 370 amino acids. Gene Ontology annotation, biological process: L-valine catabolic process. Gene Ontology annotation, cellular component: mitochondrion. NCBI's taxonomy places the organism in Eukaryota, Fungi, Ascomycota, Pichiomycetes, Serinales, Metschnikowiaceae. The transcript has a single exon.
UCGGAGUCCGUAUAAAUAGCGGACGCGAUCCCCACAAAACAUUCUCGGACGUCUGCAAAUUCAAUCGGAAAACGCCACACAAAGCCAAAAACCUGGUCUUUCGAUUCGCAAAUAUUACCUCUCUUUUUAGCUACGACACACCACGCCCUGGCCAUGCUUAGAGCGUAUACUCUCUGUAAUUCAUGGGUACCCAGUGCGGCCCGCAGACACUUUUCCCACGGUGGGCCCAAUUUAGCACAAUACGGAUUCAUUGGGUUGGGCCAGAUGGGCCAGUACAUGGCAAAACACAUCUACAACGCGUUGGAGCCCCUGGACAGGCUCUAUGUGCAUGACGUGGUGCCGGAAGCCACGUCUGCAUUUGUAAAAAAUGUCACCCAAGAAAACCCAGCCAAUAAAAGAUUAUUGCGGCCGCUUUCCAGCACGGCUGAUUUUGUGACCAGCGUCGAAGAGCAGUUGGAUUUUCUCAUCACAAUGGUCCCCGAGGGCCGCCACGUGAAGCAUGUGGCGGAGGAGUUUGUGCAAGCGCACAGGCAAAAUCCGGCUCUUUCGGGUAGCAAAAAGACCGCCGUUUUGGACUCGUCCACAAUCGAUAUCCAGACUUCUGUCGAGGUGCACGAAUAUCUUACAAAGCAGCUCCCAGGCUUCGAUUUCAUCGACACUCCGGUUUCGGGAGGGGUUGCGGGCGCAAGGAAAGCCACCUUGUCGUUCAUGCUCUCGAGAACUGCCCAUGAAGACGUGUCUCCUGCGUUGAGAAAAUUGUUGAAUAUGAUGGGCAAAAACAUCUUCCCUUGCGGGCCAAACCAUGGCUCGGGACUCGCAGCCAAAUUGUCCAACAACUACUUGUUAGCCGUGACCAACUUAGCCGUGGCGGAUUCUUUCCAGUUGGCCAAGGCGUUCGACUUGAACUUGCAGGAAUACGCAAAGCUCGUGGCCGUUUCCACGGGCAAGUCGUGGGCUUCUGUCGACAACUGUCCCAUUCCGGACGUAUACCCGAAGGAGGCCAGCAUGCCAGCCGACGUUGGAUACAAGGGCGGUUUCAUCACCAAAUUGACAAAGAAAGACUUGGUCUUGGCGACCGGCUGCGCCGAGUCUGCCGGCCGCUCUUUGUUCUUGGGCGACAUCUCGAAAAAAUGGUACCUCAAGGCAUGUGAGCGUGAAGACUUGGCCAAUCGUGACUUGGGGGUUUUGUAUGAGUGGCUCGGCCAGCUCGAGGAGAAGGACGGCAGGAUCGUCGACAGCAAAACUUCCGAGAAGUUCUCUAUAUAGAUAUAGCUAUAUCGACCUGACUGCGGUGGCUCUUGUAUAGCCCAGGCGCAUCUCGGCAUGCUAAUUCGAAGUCAUCUGGUGAGUUCCCCUCGGCUCUUUGUACAUCACGUCCUU